ACAAAAUCAAAACAACUAUGAAGAGAACUCACUCGAAAAAUCCCGUGUAUUUAGAAUUUAGAUUCUAGGUAUAAAUCUAGAUCUAGAUUAUCUAUCUAUGAGUACAUUUUCUUGUAAAUUAUUUAAGCUAUGAAAAAUGGAAACUGAAUUUCUAGACCAAGUAAUUGACAAAGAUGACAUUACUAAACUUCUUAACCAUUUUGUUAAAACUAGUCACCGAGUAAAAAAUGCCGACAUCAAGGGUGAAACAAUUAUGGAGAAGUGUAUUCUUCUGUUUUCCAAAGACUAUAAAUUCACAAUUGUGCCUAAUUUAAAUGGAGAGCUCUGUGGACACUACCCAAUGAAGCUGGUCAUCAUUGAAUUUGAGAGAGAUACGCAGUCCAGCACGGAGUUAGUUGAAAGCAAAUAUUAUGCUGCAAACAUCCUGCAGAAGAUGAGGAAUGCCAGGUGUGCACGAUGUCGCUCUCGCUUUGUCGUACCUGUUAUUUUCUUUCAGGGAAAGCAUAUUUGUCGCUCUGCCACGUUGUCUGGUGGUCCUGAGAUGUUUGGCAGGUCAACCACAGACUAUCUCAUGUCCAAUCAGAACGAAAGUGGCGAGGAUGUGGGUUUUUCCAUCCGUUACUUUUUCCGCAGGAAGACAGACAUGUUUGACAAGUUCCGGGGGCACGACAUUCACCUCCUGAAAUUUUUUGAUGUUGGCUACAUCUGUGAUCUGAUGGUGGAGAAGAAAAAAACAAAGUUUGGGAUGCCGGUGUCAUCAUCAGAAAAAGUAGAUAAAGAAAAUAGAUAUUCUGAUUUCUCUAUUCUUGGCAUGCCCUAUCCAGGCUGUGAGUUCUUCAAGGAGUGGAAAGACAGCUCCUACAUGGGGGAAAACAUCAUGUACGACUGGAGCCAGGCUUUGAAUGAUUCCUCCUUGGACCUCCCCUCUUCUGCACUGGUGGAUGAUGUCGAGGUUGACUGGUCCAAAUAUAAGGAAUGGAGCCUGGUUGAGCUGACACAGAACUACAUGAAGCUUUUGUUGCAAUACAUCAAGAAAGGAAAGUCUGGCCUGCUGGUCCACUGUAUAUCAGGCUGGGACAGGACCCCUCUCUUCAUCUCCCUACUCAGACUCUCACUGUGGGCAGAUGGUGCCAUACACAAGUCCCUGUCAGCACUGGAGAUUUUGUACCUGACCUUAGGCUAUGACUGGUACCUGUUUGGGCAUGACCUCCCAGACAGAUUAAACAAUGAUCAAGAGGUGCUAUAUUUCUGCUUUAAAGUCUUGAAAGAUAUUUCAACAGAUGACUUUGCUGUUUUAAAAAGCGCGCCAUCGUCACAUGACCUGUCAUCACCACCUCUAGAUGGCCAGGCCAGGGGAGCUAACCACCACAGGGCUGACUCAGAGAGCAGUUUCCAUGAAGUUUUACUUGAAUGCAUGUCUUAUGGUAAGGGCAGCUCUACCAGCCUGAGUAGCAUGAGCAGCAGUGAUGCCAAUGAACAGAUCAACUUCUCAUUGGGCAUCCAGGAGGAGGACGAGUCAGAUGAUGAGUUCCAGUGGAGCAGGAAGUUCACUCUUACCAGGGGGUCAGCGUCCCCCCUGAGGUCAGCCUCCCCCCUGAGGUCAGCCUCACCCAGAACACACUGCAGCUCACCCAUCAAUGUCAGACGUCCAUCCAGCGACAGCCAGGCGCUGUCCAUCAAGUCCAACCACUUUGUGUCCACUAGUCUGGCCAGAGCUACCAGCCCCAUGCUGGUGCCACACAGGGCUGAGCAGGUCAACCUGACACACAGUAUAGGCAGCUGGCAGAUCAUCUCCAGUAGUGACAACGUACCUGGCAACACAUCACAGAGUGACAGUAGCAAUGACAGAGCCAGUCACAUCAGCUCAUGCCAAGAGGCUGUGGCCAUGAAUGUGAGCAGCCUAAGAUGGAAGAGACUGGACAUGGUGUCUCAGCUCUUUGAUACAGCCUAUAUCAGCGCUGUCCACUCCCAGCCCCUAAGACAGUCCUCAGGCAAUGGCAUCAGCUCCUUGUUUGGUCGUAUAGCGGAGCAGGUGGGCCUCAGGGCCCCCAACAAUCAGGGAGUCAGGGCCCCCAACAGUCAAGGAGCUUCGACCUUGAGGGCAGCACAUCAUCAUGGGCUGUCUGGCUCAACAAGGACUGGAUUUUAGGCCACACAAGGACAACCACAGGGACAGUUGACUGACCUCAGGGACAGUUGACUGACCUCAGGGACAGUUGACUGACUUUCAUAUUUAGUUAUUUUCAAAGCUUUAAAUCUCUAGAAUAACAAAUAAUUUCCAAUUUUUCCUGUCAAAUAAUGAAGCUAUGAAAUUGUUUUAGAACUUUCAAAUUAUUGUUGAUAAAAUUUGUCAUCUGUACAGUCUAGUCAUUGGCAAGUAAUGUCACAUAUUUUAUGUUGGAUGAUUUAUCUAGUGGUGUCAGACACAUUUUAUGUUGGAUGAUUUGUUGGCUAGUGAUGUAUUUAUAUUUUAAGUUGGAUGAUUUUGUCAAACUUUUUAAGAAUGAGUUUUAAACUGGACUGACCUAAUGAAUGUGUGGAUAGUUGGACUGGAUCUAAAGACCUGAAGUUGUGAGUUUUAAUGACCUGUUGAUUGUAAAGUGUAUGUGGUUUGUGUGGACUAAUGUGGGAGGUCACAUACAAACUGUGUGGGAGGUCACAUACAAACUGUGUGGGAGGUCACAUACAAACUGUGUGGGAGGUCACAUACAAACUGUGUGGGAGGUCACAUACAAACUGUGUGGGAGGUCACAUACAAACUGUGUGGGAGGUCACAUACAAACUGUGUGGGAGGUCACAUACAAACUGUGUGGGAGGUCACAUACAAACUGUCUGCUAAAUGUACAGGUACAGGUUUGACAGAAUCAAGUAGAUGAAUUUUAUUUCAAUGUGAUGUGACUAGCAUAUGCCCUGACUGUAGUACUAACAUAUGCCCUGACUGUAGUACUAACAUAUGCCCUGACUGUAGUACUAACAAAUGCCCUGACUGUAGUACUAACAUUUUGAAGAGAAACAAAAGCCCUUAGAUAUGUUUUAUCUAAUGUAUGAAGUAGAGUCUAUGACCAGUUUUAUUUAAUGACUUUAAUUUAAUGUCUUUAAUUUAAACUUUAAUUACAAUUUUUUUUUAUUCAAGCCGUAGAUCAACCAUUUUAGUCACAACCAUUGUAGGCCAACCAUUUUAGUCCCUGUAGGCCAACCAUUUUAGUUGGUGUAGGCCAACCAUUUUAGUUGGUGUAGGCCAACCAUUUUAGUUGCUGUAGGUCAACCAUUUUAGUUGCUGUAGGUCAACCAUUUUAGUUGGUGUAGGCCAACCAUUUUAAUUGGUGUAGGCCAACCAUUUUAGUUGCUGUAGGCCAACCAUUUUAGUUGCUGUAGGUCAACCAUUUUAGUUGGUGUAGGUCAACCAUUUUAGUUGGUGUAGGCAAACCAUUUUAGUUGGUGUAGGCCAACCAUUUUAGUUGCUGUAGGCCAACCAUUUUAGUUGCUGUAAGCCAACCAUUUUAGUUGCUGUAGGCCAACCAUUUUAGUUGCUGUAGGCCAACCAUUUUAGUUGCUGUAGGCCAACCAUUUUAGUUAUUACCAAACACUGGUUGGUUCAAGCCAUCAUAUUUUGCUGUGGACCAACUUUCUGCCCUUGAAUUUGCAAGCUGAUGUUUUUGUUGUACAUAGAAGCAAACACUUGAAUUACCUAAUUGACCUGUGUUUUUGAAUUACCUAAUUGACCUGUGUUUUUACCUUUGAACUAAUUGACCUGUUUUUACCUUUGACUAAUUGACCUGUUUUUACCUUUGACUAAUUGACCUGUAUUUACCUUUGAACUAAUUGACCUGUGUGUUCUAUAUAAAAAUGUCCAGUGCCAUAUGUAUUUGUGUUGAAGGGAAGUGGGGGUGUAGUUCCAGUUACUAUGACAACUACAAAGCACCAACUAAUGGCUGUGAUCUGUUGAAAAUUUUUAAAAAUAUUCCUUAUGCAUUUAUAAAUAAAGCAAGUUGUCAGUA
Molecule: messenger RNA, 3998 nt
Organism: Physella acuta
Lineage: Eukaryota; Metazoa; Mollusca; Gastropoda; Physidae
Product: myotubularin-related protein 14
Biological process (GO): dephosphorylation
Molecular function (GO): phosphatidylinositol-3-phosphate phosphatase activity
Source: RefSeq, a predicted model, not a curated record